This is a messenger RNA of Bufo gargarizans (Asiatic toad), 7989 nucleotides long. RefSeq names its product protein tyrosine phosphatase receptor type S (gene PTPRS). Gene Ontology annotation, biological process: protein dephosphorylation. The transcript has 37 exons. The record is from RefSeq and is a predicted model, not a curated record. Lineage: Eukaryota; Metazoa; Chordata; Amphibia; Anura; Bufonidae. Gene Ontology annotation, molecular function: protein tyrosine phosphatase activity; protein binding. The coding region runs from base 316 to 6108 and encodes 1930 amino acids.
CAGAAGCCCGAUAGGGAAGGCUGAGAACCGCUCCCUCACAGACACCGCCUUUGAAGCGCGGGCUCCACCUUUCCCGUUAUUCUCUGCUGGGUCAUCGCCUUCGGUAGGUGUUCCCGUUCGGUGACAGCCGCCAGCACCGUGGAUAUUGCUCGGCUGAUUGAUUCAUGUGUGGCUAGAAGAGCGAUGCUCCCUCUGCUGUUCCUCUGACAGUCCUCCCGAUGCUGCCGGUAAGGAAUGAGUGCAGGAAUAAUGUUGAUGCUACCAGUUUGAAUCCAGGAUAUUGGCUGCACUGAACCAAGGAGAAGUUAAAGGAUCAUGCGGAACCCCAGCAUGGUUAUCUUGGUGUGCAUAAUAAGCCAUCUUCUACUUCUUGCCGGACUCAAGGCUGACAGUGUCCCUGAGUUUAUCAAAAGGCCAACAGAUGAAAUUGGUGUUUCUGGUGGUGUGGCUUCCUUUGUGUGCCAAGCUGCCGGUGAUCCCAAACCCAGAGUUACAUGGAACAAGCGAGGCAAGAAAGUAAACUCCCAACGAUUUGAGACAAUAGAGUUUGAUGAGGGAGCUGGAGCAGUUCUACGAAUUCAGCCUCUUCGGACGCCCCGGGAUGAAAAUGUGUAUGAAUGUGUUGCUCAGAACAUUCAUGGUGAAGCUACAGUCAGUGCCAAACUCACUGUCUUGAGAGAGGACCAACUCCCCCCUGGCUUUCCAAAUAUUGAUAUGGGUCCACAGCUCAAGGUUGUAGAACGUACAAGAACAGCUACCAUGUUGUGUGCGGCCAGUGGAAAUCCAGAUCCGGAAAUAACCUGGUUCAAAGACUUUCUCCCAGUAGAUCCUGCAGCUAGUAAAGGAAGAAUCAAACAAUUAAGAUCGGAAACUUUUGAAAAUACUCCAAUUCGAGGUGCCUUACAAAUAGAAAAUAGUGAGGAGACUGAUCAGGGGAAAUAUGAAUGUGUGGCAACAAACAGUGCUGGAGUUCGAUAUUCUUCACCUGCUAAUCUUUAUGUGAGAGUUCGUCGUGUUGCCCCACGUUUCUCCAUUCUUCCUGUGAGCCAUGAAAUUAUGCCUGGAGGUAAUGUAAAUAUAACUUGUGUUGCGGUUGGUUCACCCAUGCCAUAUGUGAAGUGGAUGAUGGGUGCUGAAGACCUAACCCCAGAAGAUGACAUGCCUGUUGGGCGUAAUGUUCUGGAACUUACCAAUGUGAAGGAGUCUGCUAAUUAUACCUGUGUUGCCAUGUCAAGUCUUGGGGUUAUUGAGUCUGUAGCUCAAAUCACAGUGAAAUCCCUUCCUAAGGCACCUGGGGCUCCUGUAGUAACGGAAACCACUGCUACAAGUAUAACAGUCACAUGGGACUCAGGAAAUCCUGAUCCUGUAUCUUACUAUGUGAUAGAGUACAAAUCUAAAACACAGGAUGGACCAUAUCAAAUUAAAGAGGACAUCACUACUACGAGAUACAGCAUUGGAGGCUUAAGUCCUAACUCUGAAUAUGAGAUUUGGGUAUCAGCUGUAAACUCUAUCGGCCAAGGACCACCUAGUGAACCUGUUGUAACACGUACAGGGGAACAGGCACCUGCUAGUGCCCCACGAAAUGUACAAGCUAGAAUGCUUACCUCCACUACUAUGAUAAUUCAGUGGGAGGAACCUGUGGAACCCAAUGGUCAAAUAAGAGGUUAUCGUGUUUACUACACUAUGGAGCCUGUCCAGCCAGUCAGCAACUGGCUAAAAUAUAAUGUGGAUGAUAAUCUUUUGACUACUAUAGGAAACCUUUUAGAACAUGAAACCUAUACCGUCAGAGUAUUGGCUUUUACUUCAGUGGGAGAUGGGCCACUAUCUGAUCCAAUUCAAGUAAAAACACAGCAAGGAGUCCCUGGCCAGCCUAUGAAUUUUAGAGCUGAAGCUAAGUCAGAAACCAGCAUUAGCCUGACAUGGAGCCCCCCUCGUCAGGACAGCAUUGUGAAGUAUGAGGUUUGUUACAAAGAAGGAGAGCGAGGAAGUGAGAUCAGAAAGACAUUUGAUCCUGCAACAUCUUAUUUAGUAGAAGGCCUAAAACCCAACACAGAGUAUAUAUUUCGCCUUGCUGCACGUUCUAACCAAGGUCAAGGUGCUUGGACAUCGGAUGUUAAAGAGCGCACAAUGCAGUCUAAACCGUCUGCCCCCCCUCAAGAUGUAAAGUGUGUCAGCUCAAAGUCUACCACAAUACUGGUAAGUUGGCAGCCACCCCCUGCAGAGAGUCACAAUGGCAUUCUUGCUGGAUACAGCGUCCGUUAUGGUGCUUUGGACUUCGAGGACCCAGUACCUAAAGAAGUGAAGGACAUUCCACCUCAAACAACUCAGAUUCUUUUAGAAGCUCUAGAAAAGUGGACUGAGUAUCGUAUCACCGUUGUGGCACAUACUGCUGUGGGACCUGGCCCUGAAAGCUCGCCCAUUGUUGUACGCACUGAUGAAGAUGUGCCUAGUGCUCCACCAAGAAAAGUUGAGGUGGAGGUACUCAACUCGACUGCCAUUAAAGUGUUUUGGCGUUCUCCUGUUCAAAAUCGCCAACACGGACAAAUUCGAGGCUACCAAAUACACUAUGUUAAAAUGGAAAAUGGAGAGGCAAAAUGGCUUCCCCACAUAAGAGAUGUUAUGCUGGCUGAUGCUCAGUGGGAGAAGGACGAUACAGCUGAAUAUGAAAUGAUCAUAGAUGGACUUCAAUCAGAAACCACUUAUUCUAUCACUGUUGCUGCUUACACAAUGAAAGGGGAUGGAGCACGUUGUAAACCAAAGGUUGUAACAACACAGAGUGCAGUUUCAGGAAAACCUGACCUUUCUGUCAGUCAAAUAUCGGAAAGCAGCUUGCUACUACAAUGGGAACCACCAAGUGAGUCAGUUGGACAAGUCCUAGGUUACCGCCUACAGUUUGGGCGUAUUGAUGCUAAAGUUCUUUCAGACCUAGAGUUUGGAGCUGAAGAAAAGAAAUAUACAGCCAACAAUAUCCAUAAGGGUGCAAAGUACAUCUUUAAAAUGGCAGUCAAAAGCCGGGCGGGCUUUAGUGAGGAAGCAGUACAAGAGCAUAUGAUACCAGAGGAGGCAUCUAAAGUUUAUCCUCAAUUAACUGAUCCUAGCAAUAUCACCUCUGUGUCUAUCCAGCUAAACUGGCUGCCUCCUGUUCUUGCUGAACAGCAUGGUGUUAUCACCAAGUAUACAUUAUCCUAUUGGGUAGUCGACUCUCCAGACAAAAUGCUGGAAAUGGACCUACCAUCUUCUGAAAAUAAUUGCUUGCUGAGCAACCUGAAGCCUAACACUGUUUAUGAAGUCAAAAUACGUGCAUACACCAGUAAAGGUCCUGGGCCUUACAGUCCAAGUGUCCAGUACCGCACUUUUCUUCUAAAUCAAGUAUUACCCAAAAAUUUUAAGGUCAAAAUGGUCACGAAGACUUCAGUUCUCUUGAGCUGGGAAUUUCCUGAAAAUUACAACUCAGUAAUGCCUUACAAGAUUCAAUAUAACAUGCAAACAGUGGAUGUUGAUGGUCGAACAACAAAGAAAUUGAUCACCAACCUGAAACCGAAGACCUAUUACAAUUUUAUUCUUACUAGUCGUGGGAAUACUAUGAGUGGUCUUCAACAAACUGUUGCUGUUCGCACUGCACCUAAUAUGUUGGGUAUGAAACCUUUGAUAAGUUGGAAGACAGAUUCUGAUGGUCGCAUAACAAUAACUUUGCCAAGUGUGGGGACUACAGAGUCAGUCAGGGGUUACUAUAUUGUAGUAGUGCCUUUGAAAAAAUCACAUGGACAGUUUCUUAAUCCAUGGGGGAGUCCUGAAGAGAUGGAUUUAGAAGAGCUAGUUCACAGCAUUACAAAGCUGCAUCGUCGGAGCUUGCGUCAUCUAAGGCAUGUGGAGCUCCCCAAGCCAUACGUUGCAGCUCGUUUCCAGUCUCUACCUCCUGAGUUUAUACUUGGAGAUCAGAAAAUUCAUGAUGGAUUUGAAAACAAAGCACUUGAAUUUGGGCAAAGAUAUGUUUUCUUUAUCUUGGCCAUGCUGGAAGGUGCAGAAGCAAAAAUGUUUGCUGCAAGCCCAUAUUCUGAACCCAUUUACAUAGAAGAUCCAGAUCCCCAGCCUAUCAUUGAUGGUGAAGAAGGCCUAAUAUGGGUUAUUGGACCAGUUUUGGCAGUUGUUUUUAUAAUCUGUAUAGUCAUUGCUAUUCUUCUCUACAAAAACAAACCAGACAGCAAAAGGAAAAACUCAGAACCCAGGACCAAAUGUCUAUUAAACAAUGCAGAGAUACCUCCUCACCACCCUACUGAUCCAGUGGAACUGAGACGCAUAAACUUUCAAACUCCAGAUUCUGGUCUCAGCAGUCCCCUCAGUGACCAUGAAUUUGAAAGUAUGCUUAAUCAUCCACCAAUACCUAUUGCAGAUCUUUCUGAACACACAGAACACCUUAAGGCCAAUGAUAACCUAAAACUAUCUCAGGAAUAUGAGUCCAUUGAUCCUGGCCAGCAGUUCACUUGGGAGCACUCGAAUCUUGAAGUCAACAAACCCAAAAACCGCUAUGCCAAUGUGAUUGCCUAUGAUCACUCUCGUGUCAUCCUGAUGCCCGUUGAAGGAAUUCUUGGCAGUGACUACAUAAAUGCCAACUAUAUUGAUGGUUACCGGAAACAGAAUGCAUACAUAGCAACCCAGGGACCCUUGCCUGACACUUUUGGAGACUUUUGGCGCAUGGUUUGGGAACAGCGCUCUGCUACCAUAGUUAUGAUGACAAGACUAGAGGAGAAGUCUCGGAUCAAAUGUGACCAGUAUUGGCCAAGUAGAGGUGCAGAUACAUAUGGAAUGAUUCAAGUGACACUACUAGAUACAAUUGAACUGGCGACUUUCUGUGUGAGAACCUUUUCCCUACAUAAGAAUGGUUCCAGUGAGAAGAGAGAAGUUCGACAAUUCCAGUUUACAGCCUGGCCAGAUCAUGGAGUUCCUGAGUACCCAACUCCAUUCCUGGCAUUCCUUAGAAGAGUAAAAACUUGCAACCCUCCUGAUGCAGGGCCUAUUGUUGUACACUGCAGUGCUGGAGUUGGGCGAACUGGCUGUUUUAUUGUUAUUGAUGCAAUGCUAGAGAGAAUAAAGCAUGAGAAAACUGUCGAUAUAUAUGGUCACGUGACCUUAAUGCGCUCACAGAGGAACUAUAUGGUCCAGACAGAGGACCAGUACAGCUUUAUUCAUGAUGCCUUGUUUGAAGCUGUAGCAUGCGGAAACACAGAAGUUCCAGCUAGAAAUCUAUAUACAUAUAUCCAGAAGCUAGCCCAGAUUGAAAUAGGAGAACAUGUAACAGGCAUGGAGUUGGAGUUCAAGCGCCUUGCCAAUUCGAAAGCUCACACUUCCAGAUUCAUCAGUGCCAAUCUUCCAUGCAACAAAUUUAAGAACCGCCUUGUGAACAUCAUGCCAUAUGAAACCACAAGGGUUUGCCUGCAACCAAUCAGAGGAGUAGAAGGGUCAGAUUACAUAAAUGCCAGUUUCAUUGAUGGAUACAGGCAGCAGAAAGCUUAUAUUGCAACACAAGGACCACUUGCAGAGACCACUGAAGAUUUCUGGAGGAUGCUAUGGGAAAAUAACUCCACGAUUGUUGUAAUGUUAACAAAACUUAGAGAAAUGGGCAGAGAAAAAUGUCAUCAAUAUUGGCCUGCGGAGCGUUCAGCUCGGUAUCAAUAUUUUGUAGUUGAUCCAAUGGCUGAAUAUAACAUGCCUCAAUACAUCUUGAGAGAAUUUAAAGUUACAGAUGCAAGGGAUGGCCAGUCUCGUACAGUACGUCAGUUCCAGUUCACUGAUUGGCCAGAACAAGGUGUGCCAAAAUCAGGUGAAGGUUUCAUCGAUUUCAUAGGCCAAGUACACAAAACGAAGGAGCAGUUUGGACAAGAUGGACCUAUAUCUGUUCACUGCAGUGCUGGAGUUGGCAGAACAGGGGUAUUUAUUACCCUCAGUAUAGUCCUAGAAAGAAUGCGUUAUGAGGGUGUGGUAGAUGUUUUUCAAACUGUAAAGAUGCUGCGAACUCAGAGACCUGCAAUGGUGCAGACAGAGGAUGAAUACCAGUUUUGUUACCAGGCUAGUUUGGAGUAUCUGGGCAGCUUUGAUCACUAUGCAACAUAAGAAGCCAUCAUAAAUGAAUGUGGACAACCACAGACAUCAUUGCAGAUUCUGCUGACCCUCUUAAAAGGCCUGAACUCAUGAACUGAAAGACUCUAGCAUCAGGGGUAGGGGAGGUUUAACACAUUUUUACAGAUGUCACAUUAAGAACUCUGUCGUGUAGAGACUUUCUGAGACUUGGGUGACUUCUAUUUUAAAAUGUUUUUAAUAUGAUACUUCAAUCACUGUUCUUGAAUAUACAUGCAUCUUGUACCAAAAGUGGUAAUCCCAGCUUGUGUAACAAUGUAUGUUCUUUCAUAAGGGGACAGCAGGAACUGAUGCUUCUUUGAGGCUCAUUUUAUUUUCAGACUCUUAAAUAACAGCAAUGUUUGUGAUCUGGUAAAUUUAGAGUUAUUUAUAUGUGUUGUAACCUUAUUAAGAGCCCUUGAAAAAAAUAAAAAUAAAUGGUCAAAAAUAAUAUGAAGAAAGCUGCUGGUGAAAACUACAGCUGGAUAAAUUGGAACUCACCCACUGAGCCACCAAUACCUGCCUUUGCCUUGCAACAUUCCUGUAAAUUAUGUUAAGACCUACUACUAACAAUUUGCACAUAUCUUAAUUUAAGCCCUUAAGAAGGUUUUUGCCUAUCUUAUCUCUCCCACAAGAUCUGACAUUAAAACGUGUUUAAUUUUCUUAAAGUUCAUUGGUUGAUUGUAAGUUAGAGAGGAGAUAGGGUAGGAGUCUGCUGCACACUAAUUUCCAGCAAUUAAAUGACUGUGGCCAAUUAUGUGUUUUUACUUAUUUAUUUUUUAUUCUUAUUUUUUAAUGUCCACAAUGCAGCGUGUCCAAAAUCCAAAGUGCAGCUUGUAUAUUUCAAAGUGUAUAUUUCAAUAGCUUGCUUUUAAGUAUUGUACCUGUAUCCAUUCAAGUGACAUUAAAAUUAGACCCCUUUUUAUAUUGUAUUGCCUUUUUGUAAAGAGAAAAAUAUCAAUGUAAUGAAGAGACAUUCUACAGUUCAUAUUCUGUUCAAAGACUGUCUAUUUUUUCACUGUAGAGAUGUUAUAGGGGAGGCUACUAAACACAGUGAGCUACUCUUCUUCGGUCUGCUUUUUCUACUCCCAAUUGCAUCAGAUUGUUCACAGAAAUUAGACCAUUUAAUACAUGAUUCCACCCGACUAUUGAACUUGGGCUCAUAAUUAAUGUACCAAAAAUAUUUAUUUACUUAAAAAAAAAAACACACACAAACGCAAACCAAUGAGCAUAGAAUAGGGAUAACAACUCCUCUCACAAGCCCCUUCACAAUAGUCUGUGCUUGUCAUUUUCCAUGGAUCUCGGAGUACAUAUGUGGCUCAUAGAAAUUCUCAAAUGUCCUUCUUUAGGAGAGAAUAGUUGCAGGAAUAAAAAAAAAAAAUAAAUAAAUAAAUAAAAAAUAGUUGUAUUGGGUAAAACUCUGAACAAUUUAUAAUUUGCAGCCAUUCAAUUAUAUAUAAGUUGACCAUGUAAAAAUGACUUUCGACCAACAAUAAGAUUACAAAGGAAUGUGUGUAAUGCAGAAAUGUGCAUAUUUUGUAAGACUUUUCUAUGUGGAACAAUCUGAUUUUCCCAUUUAACAAGAAUACAAUGCUGUAGUUCUAAGGAACCAUUAGAUAUUGAGAAAGAACACUCAGAAUGUACAGUGGUGGUACUAUGUGCUGAAAUAUACAGAAGAUUAUUGAGGAAGAGACAUCGAGUCGCUGCAUUCAGUAACACAAACUACUUUGAGAAGCAAAAUUUCAACCCUCUGUUCAUCUUAAUUGUAAAGUGCAACUGUCAACUCUUUAUAACUGUAAUUGAAACAGCAAUGAAAUGUGAUUUACUCACCAUAAUGUAUGUAGAAAUAUUAAGUUUGUAUUAAAGAAGUCAAAAUGA